Molecule: messenger RNA, 1757 nt
Organism: Daphnia carinata
Lineage: Eukaryota; Metazoa; Arthropoda; Branchiopoda; Diplostraca; Daphniidae
Exons: 4
Coding region: 297-1628 (443 amino acids)
Source: RefSeq, a predicted model, not a curated record
GAUGGAUCACCUUUGCUUGUGUGGAAGUUGCGAACAGAAACGAAAUGGAGACAGUUCAACAUCAUGAUUGCCAAUCGAAAGAACAAUACCAGUGCAGAAUCCGGAAGUGAAGACGGCUCAACCGAUGGAAAAUGGGGUCAACUCUUCAGUGUUUACUACUGCCCUUUCACAUUUCACCUCAUAGUUUGCACUGAAAAGGGAAAGGUCAGGUCAAAGAGGGUACCGACUGGAAGUAUAAAUAGGGAGGUGGUCGAUGCUGUGAGCAAGACAACACUUUCAACUCCACAACAACCAACAUGUCGCACACGAAACAGAAGGCCUUGCUAUUUUCGAUGCUUUUGUCAGCGGUCGUUGCCCAGUACGGUUCGGCCCCACUGCCUCCUCAACUCCAUCCGGUUCAUGUGCCACCGCCUGCAUUGUUUGGUGGACAAGCUCACAAGAAGCAACAGAAGCCACUCACUUCCGUCCCGAUUUUCAAACCGAGCAUGGGUUUAGGACCGUUGCCUGUACCAUCGGGGUUAGGUCCACUACCUUUACCCGCUGGACAAGUUUCCAUGUCAGGUCCUUCCUACUCGUACGGAAGUCAGUCCAAUGGAUUGCCCUCCUCCUUCCAGCAAUUACCUCAACCGACGUUCCAACGUCCUUGGCAACCAGCACCUUCGUUGAGCUCAGCCCCGCAGAUGAAUUUCGCUCCAUUUGCUGUGCAACAAGGUGUGCCACAAUCCUACGCAGUUCCUUCUAUUUAUUUCCAGCAACCUACGGCAUCUGUCGGAUCUGUUCCAUCCAAAUUCCUUUCUCCACCUCCACCGCCUUCGUUUCCAGCUCAGUUUGGAGUUCCUACUGGUAAUCCUGUUAUUCAAUCAUCGUUUCCCCAACCAUUCGCCCAACCCAACCAGUACGUCCAAUCUAUGCCGACCUAUGGAAACGCACCUUCUAUGAUGCAAAUGCAACAGAGCCCUGAAUCUUUCUCGUUCAGUAAUAUUCCUCAAAGAGAGCUGGCACCAAAUGGUCCCUCUGUGCAGUCCUACGGUGCUUCUCAGUUUGGUCCGUCCGGACCAUCAUUUGGCUCUAUGAAAGCACCUCAGCAACUCCAGUUUUCUUCUGUGCCAUCCCAACCGUUCGGCCCAGCUUCCUCCCCUCAGUCUUUUACUAUUCCAGCACCUCAACAAUCGUUCAGCUCCUCUGAGUCUUCCCAGUCAUACAGCCCAGCUCAAUCUUCCGCCUCUGCAGAACCUCAAUUUACUCCAGUUGAAUCACAGCAAACAUUUGGUCCCUCUUCAUCCUCUCAAUCUUUUGAUAUUGCCUCAUCUUACGCCCCAUUAAAUGGAGGACCGUCACAAGUAGAAGGUCCAUCUAUCCAUGACAUGCAAGUGCCAAUUUUCGGUAUUCCACCUCCAUCUCAACAGCAAGAAUACCAGCAAAGCCAAUCGCAAGUCAGUUCAACACCUGUUAGACAGGAAUUGUAUCCCGAACAUCUCUUGCCCAUGUUACAUCAAUCUGCUGCUGCCUUAGCAUCUGCUCAAUAUCAGUCUGGUUCCGAGCCUGCUGGUCCAAGCUCGGGAUCACCGUAUGAUGGGAGUAUGUUUACCAGGCACGUCAGAGUGAGCGAUACGUUUCCAUCAGCAUAAUAUCUUUAAUCUUGUCACUUUUGUUUGUUUUUCCUUUUCGUGUCAUGACAUUUGUUUAUUUUCCGUCUGUUUUGGCUUGACGUUUCUUGAUCGUUUUUCAGGUCAGUGCUUUUAUGGGGAUCCUUCUCA